Messenger RNA from Haliotis rufescens (red abalone), 1970 nucleotides. RefSeq lists its product as uncharacterized. Lineage: Eukaryota; Metazoa; Mollusca; Gastropoda; Lepetellida; Haliotidae. Bases 34 to 1128 code for a protein of 364 amino acids. The record is from RefSeq and is a predicted model, not a curated record. The transcript has 5 exons.
AGUGUUUAUGUUCAACAUGGAGGUGCUGUCAACAUGACGUUAACAUUGCCACAGCCUGGAGUCCGGGAAAUGACUGUGAUACUUGAUCGUACUCUACCCCUGAUCCAUGUCACUAACUACAGCACCGUGAGUGUCACUGACACAUACAAGUCGAGAACAAAAUUCACUGGACUGAUAGACUCACAAGGCCAGGGGCGUCUCAGUUUUCUACUGUCUGGUGUAUAUUGGUCUGACGGUGGGGACUACAGAUGCUAUACAGGUUCGCCAGAAUUGAGAGGACGCUUUAUUGAAGGCUGUGUGAAGACUGUUGUUGUCAUAGGUGUUGAGGACCUAAACAUCACUGCCCCAGACAAAACCAAGACGAGCAGCAGCCUAACAUGCCGUGGUACCAUCAGGAGAUACCCCGGCUACCCCCCUGUGAACGUGUCCUUCAUCUGGAGGAAGAAUGGCGUCCAGUUACAUACUCCUGAAAGCUGUAACGUUAUAGCCUAUAGUGUGAGACGGUACAUUCGACUCUACACCAGUACAUUGCCCAUCGGUGAUGUUGGAAAUGAUGGUGAUGAAUACAUGUGCCGGAUACAAUUGGGGAAGAGCUUCCUGUCUAACUGGAGUCAGGAGUAUGUUCUGGAAAGAGAGGCCAGUAUCACCACCAUUCCGUGUGCAGACGAAUCAACGACCGAGAAGGAUCAUACGCCAACAACCGGUGCACCAUCAAUGACCACCGCAGCGACCGAUAGAAAAGGGUGGAUAUUGCAUCUAGGAUAUGCUACAUUUCUAGGUGCUCUUUUUCUGGUAGUCAUCUUCACUAUUUACAACAGGACAGCGUUAUGUGAUCUGUGCAGGACGUCAGAAUGUGAACACGUUCAUUACACAAAGGACAGCUUACCAAGCAAUAAUUCUGAAAUUGGUAGAGUUACAUCCGUUGUGCCACUGCGUGUAUGCACUGCUACAGCAGGACCUAAUGCAUCUGCAGGUGUAGAGAUCCAUGUUAUAAGUUCGCCGACAGAGCCUACUGACGCAGUGAACACAAAAUACCAAUGUGGAGAUACUUACCAGUCACGUGAAAACUAUGAAACAAUAUAUGGAGAUAUAACUGUUGUAGCACAGCACAUCUCGAACGCAAAAUGAUGAAUAACACCACUUCAAAUAUCAAAAGGAGGGUAAAAGGAUAUAAAUAGAAACUUUGCUGUAACUAGGUUCCUGAACUAAGACAAAAUUGUUAUGGAUGAGCAACUUCUUUAUUACAAUUGAGCGACGUUUCGGUGUAGAUUCUAACACCGUUAUCAAGCAAAUGAUCAUCAGUUACCAUUCCAACUUCUAAAUGCCACUCAAAGAAGUUAGGUUCCUGAACAAUUCCAGAGUCAAACGCUGAUAUAUUAACGAUGUAUUUUCUAAAGGAUGGAUUUUUUUUUUAAGUGUGUAGGGUCAAACGCCACUUUCGCAAUAUCAGAGCAAUGCAACGGUGGGGAACACCAGGUAUAGACUUCACAAUAUGUUGUUGAUCGAACCUGGGUACGCAGCGAGGAAAAAACUAUGAAACCUCCUACCUAACGGAUCUAGGAAAAUAAGAAGUGGGGCAGGAUACGCUCAAACGUUUCGUGAAGAUCUGGUAUCAUCACUAUUUGAUUGGACGGUGAGUCAUGGACAAGUGCUCACGGAAUCGUACAAUCGACCUCCUUGUGUGUUACACCUUUUACAUAACACUCUUUAGGAAAUACUUCAUUCCUUGAUCAUUGGGCACAUGUUACUAAACGUGGUGACCGUAGAUAUGGUUAUCCAUCCAUCUUCAGAGGUUCAGGACAAUUUGCCAAAAAUGAAAGCAAAUACCAUCUGAAGUUUACUGAGAAAACACUAUGAGAAAUGAUAAUAUCUAUGUAACAUUUGGGGGUAUGACAUUUAGGUAUAGGCAUCCCAUGGACACCGAUUGUCCUCCCUUCUUGCUGAUCCGUUUCUUCAUGCACGUGAAACGA